Panicum virgatum (switchgrass) is the source of this 1827-nucleotide messenger RNA. RefSeq names its product 3-ketoacyl-CoA synthase 5-like. Lineage: Eukaryota; Viridiplantae; Streptophyta; Magnoliopsida; Poales; Poaceae. The record is from RefSeq and is a predicted model, not a curated record. Gene Ontology annotation, molecular function: acyltransferase activity, transferring groups other than amino-acyl groups. The transcript has a single exon. The coding region runs from base 131 to 1585 and encodes 484 amino acids. Gene Ontology annotation, biological process: fatty acid biosynthetic process. Gene Ontology annotation, cellular component: membrane.
UGUGCAUUGCUGGAAAGGUCUGCAGCCUUUAAAACUCGGCCUCCCUCAGCUUCGAUCGAUCUCGCCAUGCUCGCCUCCGUUUUCAUCCUCGUUGCUUGCUGCACACAAACAGUAGAGACAAGCAAGCACCAUGACGAUCUUGUCAUCUUAUAUCAGAUCACUCCACGAACACGUUCUGAACACUGUCAUUCCACUCAUCAUCACAACCGCCUUCAUCCUCGUGGCUGCACGGUUUGGUUUCGCUGAGCACACAAUCUUCCAUCUCCAUGCCACGCGGUACAUCUACUACCUGCUGCUGCUUGUUGUCGCCUUACUACCACCACCAGCUGCGGCGGCAGUUACUGUCUUUUUCCUUGUGAGCCGCCGCUCACGCCGCAGUGUGUAUCUUGUCGAUUAUUCUUGCUUCAAGCCAAUUUCCGACUGCCGGAUUCCCAUGGCCAUGUUCAGAGAGUACAUGGCGCAUUUCAUGCCGUUCCUCGACGACCGCAGCAUCCACUUCAUCACACGUGUGCUCGACACCUCUGGCCUUGGUGAGGAGACCUGCUUGCCCCCUUCCCUCCGUUACAUACCUCCGAGCUUCGGAUUCAGCCAUGCCCGAGCCGAGGCCGAGCUGGUGGUCUUCUCAACCAUCGAUGACCUGUUACGCAAGACACGCAUCAGCCCAACUGCAAUAGACAUACUGGUAGUCAACUGCUCCCUGUUCUCCCCAACCCCAUCCUACAGCGACAUGAUCAUGAGCAAGUACAAGCUCCGCGACGACAUCCGCAGCGUGCACCUCUCUGGCAUGGGGUGCAGUGCAGGGCUCAUAGCCGUGGGGCUUGCCAAGAACCUGUUGCAGGUCACGCCGAAUGCGGCGUGCGCAUUGGCGGUGUCCACGGAGACGCUCUCGAGCUUCAUGUACAAAGGGAAGAAGCGAGAGAUGCAUCUGCCCAACGUCCUGUUCCGCAUGGGUGGGGCGGCGGCGUUGCUCUCAAACUCUAGGAACAAGGCUCGAUUCCGGCUCAAACACCUUGUGCGCACGAGUACGAGCACCGAAAGCGCGUAUCGGUCGGUGAUACUAGAUGAGGAUGAGGAGGGGAACUUGGGGGUUAACCUUUCCAAGGACAUCAUCGGUGUCUCUGGUGAUGCAUUGAGGAGUGGUAUCAGUGCCAUUGGGCCCCUUAUCCUCCCAGCACCAGAGAAGCUACUGUUUGCCCUGUCAUGGAUGGCACGGAAGGUUCUUGGUGGCAAGGUAGUGCAACCGUACGUUCCAAACUUUUGCAAGGCGGUUGAGCACUUCUGCAUUCACCCUGGUGGACCGGCAGUGAUCAACGCUGUCCAAAAAAACCUGCGCCUGUCUGAAGCCCUUGCCGAGCCAUCGAGGAUGACACUCCACCGAUUUGGGAACACGUCAAGCAGCUCUCUGUGGUACGAGCUAGCGUACAUCGAGGCUAAAGGUAGAAUGCAGAAACGGGAUCGAGUGCUGAUGAUUGCCUUUGGUUCAGGAUACAAGUGCAACGUUGCUGUAUGGGAGUGUAUCCAACCAUCAGAUCAUGCUGAUGGGCCAUGGAGUAAGUGCAUCCAUCGGUACCCAGUGAAAGCAUGACUGAGCUGUUUCUCUUAAUGAAACACGCGUUUAGCCGCGUUCUCUAAAAAGAUAGCAUGGUUGAGCUAAUCGCCACUUGAGCGCUGAGGGUAUGCAAACCCCCCCAAGCCAUCCGACCUUGACAUAUUAAUAAGAUUAAAUGACAUGUAAAUCCAAUGCAAUUAUAUAUGCGGAGUGACAAUAAUCCAAGUAUUUUGUAAACUGAAGUAAAGAGUGUAUGUCUUGGAAUUAUAAAUAUAAUG